Messenger RNA from Otolemur garnettii (small-eared galago), 1859 nucleotides. It is a transcript of the gene GSS, whose product is annotated as glutathione synthetase. NCBI's taxonomy places the organism in Eukaryota, Metazoa, Chordata, Mammalia, Primates, Galagidae. Gene Ontology annotation, molecular function: glutathione binding; ATP binding; glutathione synthase activity. Gene Ontology annotation, biological process: glutathione biosynthetic process. Bases 48 to 1472 code for a protein of 474 amino acids. The record is from RefSeq and is a predicted model, not a curated record. Gene Ontology annotation, cellular component: cytosol. The transcript has 13 exons.
GAGGGACCUGAGUGCUGCGCGCGGCUGGACGGCGGACAAGUGUUGGGAUGGCGACCAGCUGGGAGAGCCUCUUGCAGGAUGAGCAGCAGCUGGAGGAGCUGGCACGACAGGCUGUGGACCGGGCCCUGGCUGAAGGAGUGUUACUGAGAACCUCACAGGAGCCCAGCUCCUCGGAUGUGGUGAGCUAUGCUCCAUUCACGCUCUUCCCCUCAGUGGUCCCUGGUGCCCUGAUGGAGCAAGCCUAUGCUGUGCAGAUGGACUUCAACCUGCUAGUGGAUGCUGUCAGCCAGAAUGCUGCCUUCCUGCAGCAAACGCUCUCCAGCACCAUCAAAAGGGAUGACUUUACUGCACGUCUCUUUGAUAUCCACAAGCAAGUCCUGAAAGAGGGCAUUGCCCAGACUGUGUUCCUGGGCCUGAACCGCUCAGACUACAUGUUCCAGCGCAGCGCAAAUGGCUGUCCAGCCCUGAAACAGAUUGAAAUCAACACCAUCUCUGCCAGCUUCGGGGGCCUAGCCUCCCGGACCCCAGCUGUGCAUCGACAUGUUCUCAAUGUCCUGAACAAGACCAAAGAAGCUGCCAAGAUCCUCUCCAAUAAUCCCAGCAAAGGAUUAGCCAUGGGAAUUGCCAAAGCCUGGGAGCUCUACGGCUCAGCCAAUGCUUUAGUGCUACUGAUUGCCCAAGAGAAGGAAAGGAAUAUAUUUGACCAGCGUGCCAUAGAGAAUGAGCUACUGGCCAGGAACAUCCACAUGAUCCGGCGAAGGUUUGAAGAUGUCUCUGCAAAGGGGUCUCUGGACCAAGAUCGAAGGCUGUUUCUGGAGGGCCAGGAAGUUGCUGUGGUUUACUUCCGGGAUGGCUACAUGCCGAGUCAGUACAGUGUACAGAACUGGGAAGCACGCCUGCUGCUGGAGAGGUCACGUGCUGUCAAGUGCCCAGACAUUGCCACUCAGCUGGCUGGGACUAAGAAGGUACAGCAGGAGCUGAGCAGGGUGGGCAUGCUCGAGAUGUUGCUCCCUGACCAGCCCGAGGCGGUGGCCCGCCUCCGUGCCACCUUUGCUGGCCUCUACUCCCUGGACAUGGGUGAAGAAGGGGACCGAGCCAUCACUGAGGCCCUUGCUGCCCCUAGCCGGUUUGUGCUAAAGCCCCAGAGAGAGGGUGGAGGUAACAACUUGUACGGGGAAAAAAUGGUGCAGGCCCUGGAGCAGCUGAAGGACAGUGAGGAGAGAGCAUCCUACAUCCUCAUGGAGAAGAUUGAACCUGAGCCUUUUUGGAAUUGCUUGCUACGGCCUGGCAGCCCUGCCCAAGUGGUCCAGUGCGUCUCAGAGCUGGGCAUCUUUGGGGUCUAUGUCAGGCAGGGAAAGACACUAGUGAUGAAUAAGCACGUGGGGCAUCUACUUCGAACCAAAGCCAUCGAGCAUGCAGAUGGUGGUGUGGCAGCAGGAGUGGCAGUCCUGGACAACCCAUACACUGUGUGAGGAGGGUACAACCAGGCCAGCUCGGACUUCGCUCAGGGGCCUCCUAUUCCCUGUACUUGGCAUUCCUCUCCUAUCCCUCUUGAGGGGCUGUCCUCAUAGAAGGGUAAAUGCUGAUACCUUCUCUCAGCUCUCCAUGUGAGUACCAGAAAAGCUAUAUUUCCCUUAGAUGAGAUCUUGAGGCCCCCAGAUCUUUGGGAUGUGGGUACAGCUGAAGGGAAGCUGCUCUGAGGUAAAGGGUCAUAAACCCUACCCGCUCUUAUCAGCCUCUCAUCAGCCUUUCCAAUGAGUUCCAUUGCCUGACUUGGGAUAGAACCGAGUGGUAGGAGAGGAAGUGGAGGGGCAUAGCCUUUCUCUACCUCUGCCUUAAAUAAAACUGCAUUGCUGAUU